Molecule: messenger RNA, 789 nt
Organism: Rhipicephalus sanguineus (brown dog tick)
Lineage: Eukaryota; Metazoa; Arthropoda; Arachnida; Ixodida; Ixodidae
Product: lachesin
Exons: 6
Coding region: 1-789 (262 amino acids)
Cellular component (GO): neuron projection
Source: RefSeq, a predicted model, not a curated record
AUGGUCGAUGUCGUUUAUGCCACUACCGUGCCCCCGGACAUCGUGGGCAGCGAGAGCAGCUCUGACGUGCUGGUGCGCGAGGGUUCCAACGUGACGCUGUCUUGCCGAGCCAAGGGCUACCCGGCGCCCCGCAUCACCUGGCGACGGGAGGACGGAACACCCAUCGCCGUCGGAAACUGGCAGGAGCAGCUGGGAUCUGCGGCAGACAACGUAUCUUACGAAGGUGAAGAGUUGAGCAUUACCAAAGUGAGCCGUCUCCAUAUGGGACCCUACUUGUGCAUCGCAUCCAAUGGCGUCCCAUCGCCCGUCAGUCGCAGGAUCCUACUGCAAGUGCAUUUUCCGCCGAUGAUCUGGAUUCCCAACCAGCUCAUCGGAGCCCCGCUCGGCGGUGAAGUGGUAAUGGUUUGCAACACGGAGGCGUAUCCGAUAUCGAUCAACUACUGGACUCUGGAGAGCGGUGACCUCAUCGCGGAAUCUGCCAAGUAUUCGCUCAAUCGAACUGAGAAUGUGUACAAGGUCCACAUGAGGUUGCACAUUAGCCGCAUCGCACCGGAAGACUUCGGCGCAUACCGAUGCUUUGCCAAGAACUCGCUGGGCUCUACUGAGGGUUCCAUACGACUGUACGAAAUUCACGUUCCGCCAACAGCAAAGGUCAAAGAACCAUCAACAGCAAGGAUACAGAGCGUUGAAGGGUCAGCGUCGCAUUCAACGCGUCCAAGCGCCGCUUGCACCUUCGCCUGGAUAAUGAGGUCGUUGGCAUCGCUGACAGUGCUGCUGCGUGUGACGUGA